Chondrus crispus (carragheen) is the source of this 1107-nucleotide messenger RNA. RefSeq lists its product as hypothetical. Gene Ontology annotation, molecular function: serine-type endopeptidase activity. Bases 1 to 1107 code for a protein of 368 amino acids. The record is from RefSeq and is a predicted model, not a curated record. Gene Ontology annotation, cellular component: membrane. The transcript has a single exon. Lineage: Eukaryota; Rhodophyta; Florideophyceae; Gigartinales; Gigartinaceae.
AUGGUAAUCGCGUUCAUUCAUUGCAUCGGUAUUCGAACAGACGUUCAUCAGAAUUUUCGCCAUACUUAUCAGAGCAAAUGUCACAUCCAUCAUCGAGUUUGUUGCAGGCAGUACACGGCCUUUACUACGGGGCGAUCUACGCUUUCCCUGACCCAUAUCGGAGCUCCGAAUUGCUCAACCUCAGGGUACUGUGGCAAACGAAGUCGAGGAGUUUUUGCUCGCACCUUUCCGCCACGUCUUGCACUAGGCUCAGGUUUCGGAGGACGGGGUGGCGGCUCUUCCGGACAAAAACUUACCUGCUCAGAGGAGAAUCCGGAGGGGGGAGGUAGUGGAGAUUCUAUAUUGACAUGCACUAGUCUCAUUUCGAGACGGCGCGAUUUUGGUCGUAGAGAAGGAACCAGGCUUGAGGGAAACCCGAUCUACUCUUUGAAGAGACUUUUUAGUUCAAUUCGUAUUUCUCACGUGCUACUGGCUUUGAACGUCGGCGUUUUCGCGCUUCAAACGCUUAUGGGACCCAAUGUACUAAUGCGUGGAGCGAAAGUGAACAGUGCGAUUACUGCUGGCCAGUAUUAUCGUCUCUUCUCACCGAUGUUUCUGCACGCGAGCGUUAGCCACCUGUUAGUGAACAGUUUCUCUCUUCACUCUACUGGACCUUCAGUAGAGUCAUGGUUUGGAAAGCCCCGUUUUUUGUCUCUGUACAUUGCGUCGGGAGUGAGUGGGAAUGUUCUAUCGUACUUUUGUAGUCCCACGCCAGCUGUUGGAGCAUCGGGAGCUAUCUUUGGCUUAGUUGGCGCUUCGUUGGUGGUGUUAGGGCGCCACCGUCAGAUCCUGGGUCCACGGGCGCGGAAAGGAUUACGGUCGUUGGCAUAUGUUGUCAUUAUGAACUUUGGAAUUGGACUGACUCCUGGCUCUCGCGUGGAUAACUUUGGACAUCUCGGGGGGUUUUUAGGGGGUAUCGCAUUUUCAUACUUACUUGGUCCGCGCUUGACUGUGCAAAAGACGAAUACGGGUCGUAAGGUUUUACGCGACAUUCCAAUUUUGAGACAAGCCGUGUCGGAGAUGGAGGGACGCUUGAAAGAACUCCAGGGUCUCAUUAGACGGAGAUGA